Molecule: messenger RNA, 3551 nt
Organism: Myotis myotis
Lineage: Eukaryota; Metazoa; Chordata; Mammalia; Chiroptera; Vespertilionidae
Gene: GNAS
Product: GNAS complex locus
Exons: 13
Coding region: 16-3192 (1058 amino acids)
Biological process (GO): sensory perception of chemical stimulus; adenylate cyclase-activating dopamine receptor signaling pathway
Cellular component (GO): heterotrimeric G-protein complex
Molecular function (GO): mu-type opioid receptor binding; G-protein beta/gamma-subunit complex binding; D1 dopamine receptor binding
Source: RefSeq, a predicted model, not a curated record
GGCCGCCACCGUGUUAUGGGCAUGCGCAACUGCCUCUACGGCAAUAAUAUGUCAGGACAACGCGAUAUCCCCCUUGAGCCCGAGGAACAGCCCGAGCAACCAUCUUUGGAGGCCUCAGGGGCAGCUGCCCCCAGUGCUGGGCCUGGCGCAGCCGAAGAAAUGGAGGCCCCAUCGCCUCCCAGGGAGCCCGUCCCCAUCGAGACUGAAGGCGAGGCCUGUGGACCUCCAGAGGCCUCCAGACCCAACGGCCAGAGUGAGGCAGUCCAGGAAGCCGGAGCCCAUGGAGGCUACAGCCCACCUCCAGAGGAAGCCAUGCCCUUCGAGGUCAAGCAGCCCAGCGUGGGAGGCUUCUGGCCGGCCCUGGAGCAGCCUGGAGACGCCAGGGGGGCCCUUAGCCCAGGGCUCGUGCAGCCCGGAGCCCGCAGGGAGGCCAGACCAGACCUGGGCAGCUACAGCCCUCCGCCCGAAGAGGCCAUGCCCUUUGAGAGCGAGCAGCCUGCCCAGGGAGCGUGCCGCCAGCCUCUCCUGCAGAUCUGCGCGCUCGCGCCAGGAGGCCCGGCCGUGGGGGUCUUUAGCGCCCCCUCAGAGGAGCCCCAAGUCCUCAGACCUGCCUACGCAGGCUGCGGAGGAAACUGCAGCCCUCCCCCUGAGGAGGCGAUGCCAUUUGCGUUUGAUGGAGCAGCCUUGGGGGACGACAGCCCACCCCCUGGGCUCCCCCGAGCUACCCUACAAAUCCACGACGGUGGCGGCGGCCACUUCGCGGCAGUCGCGGAGCCGCGUGCGAUCCUCCUCGCUCCCGCCGCGAACGAGCCCCCCCUCUGGGACCCAGGAGCCAGCGUCAGCACAUCCGGAGAGGCUGUCAGAGCUCCUCCACACUUCGUGGGCGACAGCCCCCCGAUGGAGGUCUCCGGACCCCAGCUCGAGAUUGGUAGCGCCCCCGCUGGGGUCGACGACGCUCCCGUCAACAUGGACAGCCCCCCAGUCGCGCCUGACAGCCCGCCCAUCGAGGUCUCCGGAGCCCCAGUUAAGAGAGAGCGAGCAGAGGGAGAGAGACCCCCAGUUGAAGGCGAAGCAGCCGAGAUGGAAGGAAGCUCAGCCGCUGCAGCCGCAGCCGCAGCCGCAGAGGGAGACAAACUCCCGUCUCCCGGAGACGGAGACCGACACCGAGACGGAGACGGAGACGGAGACGGAGACCGAGCUCCUGUCGCCGGGGCCCCUGCUGCCGCCCCCGAAGCUCCAGACGCCGGGGCAGCCACCGAUGCCUCAGCUGCCCCAGCAGCUCCGGAAGCCCCAGCAGCUCCAGAAGCCCCAGCAGCUCCAGGAGCCCCAGCAGCUCCAGAAGCCCCAGCAGCGCCCGCUGCCCCGGCCACUCCAGCCGCCCCGGCCGCUCCCGCCGCCCGAGCAGCUUCUGCUACCCGGCCCGCUCUCGCCGACAGGCCCGCUCUCGCCCCCCGGGCCGCAAGCGCCUCCCGGGCCACUCCUGCCCCCCGGCCAGUCCCUUACGCUGCAGCUGCCUGGGCAGUCCCAGCCUCCUGUUAUGGUCCAAACGCUCCAGCUGCCCGCGCCGCCCGAGCCGCCCGAGCCGCCCAAGCAGCUCGAGCCGUGUCUGCUGCCUGGGCAGCCCCAGCCCCAGCCCCAGCCCCAGCUCCAGCCCCAGCCCCAGCCAGCGGAGCCCGCCCCAACCCCCGUUUCCUUAGACCCCCCAGCCCCGAGAUCCAGGCUGCCGAUCCGCCUACUCCGCAGCCUGCUCGCGCGUAUGCCUGGCGGGCCCGGUCCGAGCGCGGCCGCGACGACGGAUCGGGCAGCAGCAGCGAUGAGUCCGACGAGAGGACCUUCGGAUGCUACGUCUGCUGCCGGCCAAAGCGAAGUCGCUCCAGACCAAAGCCGAAGCGUAACUUGUUCCGCAACUUCGUCGAUCGGGCCUUCCAGAGCUGCUUCGGCCAACCUGAGAACGACGAGUUCAGAGCCCCGCACAGUCCCAAGGUCACGACGAUUCCUAUGGUGGAGACUUGCAGACCGAUGUGCCUGGAAACCCAGGAGCAGCGCUUCCAGAUGCGCGAGCAGAGGAAGCGCAGCCAGCUCAUCGACAGGCAGCUACAGGAGGAGAAGAUGGGUUACACGUGUACGCACCGCCUGCUGCUUCUAGGUGCGGGAGAAUCUGGUAAAAGCACCAUUGUCAAGCAAAUGCGGAUUCUGCAUGUUAAUGGGUUUAACGGAGAGGGCGGCGAAGAGGACCCGCAGGCUGCCAGGAGCAACAGCGAAGGUGAGAAGGCCACCAAAGUGCAGGACAUCAAAAACAACCUGAAGGAGGCCAUUGAAACCAUUGUGGCCGCCAUGAGCAACCUGGUGCCGCCCGUGGAGCUGGCCAACCCCGAGAACCAGUUCCGCGUGGACUACAUUCUGAGUGUGAUGAACGUGCCCGACUUUGAUUUCCCUCCCGAAUUCUACGAGCACGCCAAGGCUCUGUGGGAGGACGAGGGCGUCCGAGCCUGCUAUGAGCGCUCCAACGAGUACCAGCUGAUCGACUGUGCCCAGUACUUCCUGGACAAGAUUGAUGUCAUCAAGCAGGACGACUAUGUCCCCAGCGAUCAGGACCUGCUUCGCUGCCGUGUCCUGACUUCUGGAAUCUUUGAGACCAAGUUCCAGGUGGACAAAGUCAACUUCCACAUGUUUGACGUGGGCGGCCAGCGUGACGAGCGCCGCAAAUGGAUUCAAUGCUUCAAUGAUGUGACUGCCAUCAUCUUCGUGGUGGCCAGCAGCAGCUACAACAUGGUCAUUCGGGAGGACAACCAGACCAACCGCCUGCAGGAGGCUCUGAACCUCUUCAAGAGCAUCUGGAACAACAGAUGGCUGCGCACCAUCUCUGUGAUUCUGUUCCUCAACAAGCAAGACCUGCUCGCUGAGAAAGUCCUUGCUGGAAAAUCGAAAAUUGAGGACUACUUUCCAGAAUUUGCUCGCUACACUACUCCUGAGGAUGCGACUCCUGAGCCUGGAGAGGACCCACGCGUGACCCGGGCCAAGUACUUCAUCCGCGAUGAGUUUCUGAGAAUCAGCACUGCCAGUGGAGAUGGGCGCCACUACUGCUACCCCCACUUCACCUGCGCUGUGGACACCGAGAACAUCCGCCGUGUGUUCAACGACUGCCGCGACAUCAUCCAGCGCAUGCACCUCCGUCAGUAUGAGCUGCUCUAAGAAGGGAACCCCCAAAUUUAAUUAAAGCCUUAAGCACAAUUAAUUAAAAAUGAAAUGUAAUUGUACACGCAGUUAAUCACCCACCAUAGGGCAUGAUUAACAAAGCAACCUUUCCUUUCCCCCUUGAGUGAUUUUGCAAAACCCCCUUUUCCCUUUCAGCUUGCUUAAAUAUUCCAAAUUUAGAAAGCUUAAGGCGGCCUUCAGAUAAAGAAAAAGAAAAAAAGGCCAAAAUGGUUCCCUCUCUCUUUAAGUAACUAAAAUUAACAGCAGCAAACAGAAAUAAAAGAAAUAAAUGAAUUAAAUGAAUUAAAUAUUGUCUUGUGCAGCAUUAAAAAAUCAAUAAAAAUUUAAAAAUAGCA